UAUUUUUUAUUUUUUUAAUUUUUUUUGUUUCCUUUUAGGAGGCGGGGCGCUGCACCCUGACAUGAUCCAUCAUGCCGUCCUCUAAGGACCGCGAGGUCGAUGUCCUCGAUGAUCGCCCGCGCGAGAAAAUCCACCGAUCCAAGUCCGAGCGCAAGGACAGAGGCCGCGACCGAGACAAGGACAGGGACCGCGAGAGGGAAAAGGAGCGGAGGAGAGACCGGGACCGCGAAACCGACCGGGACAAGGACUCCUUCUUGUCGUCUUUGUCGUCUUCUCACCGCCACACGUACACCUCGUACCGGACGUCCAAGUCUCUGAAACUGAGGCCGACCGACAGCGAGACGCACUCUCGAUCUCACCGACGACACAAGACGAAGGACAUGGACAGGGACGAGCUCGAAGACAGGUCGGCCGCCUCCCGGUCCAUGGUGGACCUGGUGCCGGAGCUGUCGCGGGGUCUGGCCAGCGAGCGGGGGAGCUUGCCGUAUCCGUCCUUCAGCAGAGCUCACAGCAAGGAGGCGCUGCACAGCAAGGAGGACGUCUCUUCCUCGCCUGGUGCCCGGCGGCGGGACCCGCUCACACCAGACACGACGGACCUCGGCGGCGGCAGCGAGAUGCGGCGGUCCAUGUCGGUCGACUCGCCCUUCGCGGCCCGGAAGAGCUCGACGGCACGAAAGGACGCCCGCCAGGACGACCGGCCGCCGUCGCCACCCGACACAGACGUUUCCGGCCAGAGGAAGAGACCCGAGUCUCCGGUGUCGGGGAAAGAAGGGGAGGCGCCCGAGACGAGGCCGUCAUCGAGGGGCUCGUGGGUGUCGAGGUCCACGUCCAAGCACGAAUCUAAAUCGAGGGUCUCCAAGACCUCGAGCCAGGCCACCUUUGUCAUGCGACCAGCAUCUUCGGCCCGGGCGCCCCGUCGGGAGGACCAUCGAGCGCCAAAGUCCGAGGUCACUGAUGCUUCUACCGUCGAACCGGGCCCCGCUGCCGCCGCCGCAGCAGCAGCAGCUCCUCAGCAACGGAACGGACCCGUAGCCCGCCCUGCGCCCACCGAGGCGGGGGAUUACUCUCCCGAGUCAGCGAUAGACGUCUCCCCGCAGACGCCGACGCACACACCUCAGUUCCCACCGCCGCCCAUGAUUCCCGAAGAGAAGAAUCACUACUCGACAUCCGACGUUCCUACCCCCUCCGCAACCCCCUUCACUCCCGCACCGCCUCCUCCUCCGCCUCCUCCGCCCCCGCCCCCGACCUUCAACCUUCUGGAGGUGCCGCGGGUGGAUUAUCUCUUACAGAACGGUGGCCUGCCACAUCCAGUUCCCAAGACAUUUCUCUCCGUGCUUCCGCGGCAGAAUGGGACGCGGCCUUCCAACCCGCCCCUUCAGGGCGCCGAAACGCUCUUUGCGCCGUUUUUCAACCUCCUCAACCAGUAUCAGACGGUGCUGUCCGGGCACGGUUCCAUGGCUGUCGCGACAGGUCACCGGACCGUAGCCCGCCGCCUCCUGGACCGGUUAGAGAACGUCUUCUCCCGCGACCUCUGUCCGGACGGCUGCCCAUGCAUCAUCUGCGAGCGGUCCGGGCAGCCUCGCAGGGGGCUCGGCUGGGGAGAGGUGCUCGAGCGCGUCAGCGGGAGGGUGGAGCUGCCGCCGUGGCCGCCGUUCGAUUUCACCGUGCUCGGCUCCAAGGCGGUCGAAGAGCUGGCCGACGUCCCGCCCCGGCCGUCGUCACCGGUCAAGAUGGACCCCGACAUUGCCGAGGAGUUCCGGGAGCACUACCUCCGCCAGACGAAGCGCGUCCGGGCCGCGGUCGACAAGUGGAUGAGCAGCUGCGAGAAGACGGCGGUGGCGGCGCCGCCGCCGCAGGACGUCGACGACGAGACGCUCGCCUUCGCCAUCCUCACCAACCUCGAGCAGGAAGACCGGCCGUACUUCAACGCCCUCCUCGCGGGCUCGCGGGAGCUGCAGUCCCCCCUCCGCGCCCCGACCCCGGUUCGCCGGCCGCGCAACGACUUCAUCAUCAAGAUGGGCCUCUCGCUGCAGCGGCUGUACCGCCUGGCCCAGACCCCGCGCGACGCCGAGACGGCCGUCUACCUCGUCAAGCACCCGGCCGUCCACGACCUGCUCCACACCAUCUCCGACAUUAGCGCCUCCGAGUGGGAGAUCCUCACCUCGGGCCGCUUCGACGGCUUCCUCUGGUCGGGCGCCGAGGACGACGGCGUCGUGCCCGGCGAGAGCGUCUCGCGCAUGGCCACCCCGGCGAGCGGCAUCCUCCCGCAGCCGCCGCCAUCGUCGGCGUCCCGCAUGAUGAGUCCCGCGGCCGCCCCGGGACGGCCCGUGUCGCGCAACGCGCCGGCGACGACAACCGCCUACUGCACCCCGUACUCGCGCGGCCCGACGCCGGCCUCGUUCGUCAGCGGCGUCUCGGCGGCGUCGUCGUCGACCACCUACCCCUCCCGCUCGGCCGUGACGCACGACGAGGAGGUCGAGGUAGCCACGCUGGCGGAGCUCGAGCGCGAGAUCUUCAACGGCAUGGAGGCGCUCGAGGACGCCUUCGAGAAGCUGCACGAGAAGGCCAUGGCCGUCCGCGAGGCCCUCCGCCGCCGCGGCGCCGCCCUCCAGAUGAGCCUGCAGCAGCGUCGCCGCGCCGGCGCCGCCGCCGGUGUCGGCAUCGACGUCCUCCCCCUCAGCGGCUCCAGCGGCGCCUACGACCGCCCCGCCUGGGCCGACGAGGAGAGCGUCGACGGCGCAGACAGCGAGUGGGGCGGCGACGACCUCAGCGAGCUCGCCCCGGACGACUCGGCCAGCCAGGUCAGCAGCAACCGCCUGCGCCGGCCCAAGCGCCGGAGGGAGCGGGCCACCCCGGCGCCCAUCGAGGAGGAGGACGAGCAGUGAGUUGAGUGGUAUAUGCGUGUGUGUGUAUGUAUGUAUGUCUGUACAUACAACGUUUUGCAAGGCGAGGGAUUCGAGGUUUGGAAAAGGGUUCCCGCGGGGGGGGGGGGGGGUUGGUGUGGGUUGAAGAUGGCCCGGUUAUAUAUACUCAUUCAUGUAUGAAAGAGGGAAAAGGGUUCAGGAGCGUGGGUUGUGCAUGGUUAUUACACAG
Messenger RNA from Thermothelomyces thermophilus ATCC 42464, 3093 nucleotides. RefSeq lists its product as uncharacterized. The transcript has a single exon. Gene Ontology annotation, molecular function: DNA binding. The record is from RefSeq and is a predicted model, not a curated record. Gene Ontology annotation, cellular component: nucleus. The coding region runs from base 72 to 2885 and encodes 937 amino acids. Lineage: Eukaryota; Fungi; Ascomycota; Sordariomycetes; Sordariales; Chaetomiaceae.